Messenger RNA from Harpegnathos saltator (Jerdon's jumping ant), 2057 nucleotides. RefSeq lists its product as uncharacterized. Gene Ontology annotation, molecular function: mRNA binding. The coding region runs from base 116 to 1399 and encodes 427 amino acids. NCBI's taxonomy places the organism in Eukaryota, Metazoa, Arthropoda, Insecta, Hymenoptera, Formicidae. Gene Ontology annotation, cellular component: nucleus. Gene Ontology annotation, biological process: mRNA export from nucleus. The transcript has 7 exons. The record is from RefSeq and is a predicted model, not a curated record.
UUUUAAGGAGAAAUUCAAGUCCGUCAACGACGCCCGCGACAAAGUCGUUGCACGGUAACCUGAAUUUACAAUUUUUCUAUUUGGUUGUGUAUCCGCGCGGACAGAUUGUUACGGUAUGGCUGAUAUGGGCCUAAGUUUAGAUGACAUAAUUAAAAAGUCGAAGUCAUCAGGAAUGCGAGGCAGAGGAGGGAUACGCAGGGGUGUCGGUAGAGGCGCACGGGCGAAUGGCUUUAUAAGAGGACGUGGUUCGUCGCAUGUAGUUACGGAUGCACGGUUCAAGAUAAUACAGAAGAACCGUGAGAAGUUGACAGAUGCCAGGGACAAACUGGCAGAGAUAGCGAAGCAGAGUGACGCCAGACUCAAGUUAGACAAGAUUCGUGCAUCUCAAUAUAAGAAGAUAGAUGCACAGCUCUCAGGGAUAUCACGCAAGACUGGUAGAAAUGGCAGACUUUCGCUGUCAACUAAUAAAGCUCCGCCUAUGAUGCCACAUGUAUUACCACCGAGUGUACCGAACAAUUAUAUACCACAGGUAGUGGUGGGCUAUAGACCACCUCCUAUGUCUGAUUCACAUUACUUGGGAGAUAUGAACAUGGAUUAUAACGAUGGUAAACCACAAAGAGAUUAUCUAAUGGAGUCCUCUUCACUGAGGAGAACUGUCAGUAACGAGUACGCUCCGACACCGCCGCCUCCACCUCCUGUGUUCAAUAUUAAGCCGAGUUCUCCUUAUACCUGGGUGAAGCCUACAAGCAGUAACGCAACUAGAAUCUCGUCUCGGAAAUCUGAGAUGGAGAGAGAGCGAGAAAGGCAACGAGAUUACAAAAUGAUGGCCACAAUGAGGAAAACUGCUUCCCCUCCAUACAAGGAAGACUGGAGUUUUGGUACAAAAUCGAGAACGAUCCUAGCAGAAGAAACAACGGAUUCCAAGUAUUAUGAUUCCAGAAGUCUUCGAGAAGUAGGGAUUAAAUCGCGUUUGGACUCGUCUCCCAAUAAGCCCAGAACCAUGGGAGUCUUGUCUCGACCAAAAGCGAGCUCCAGCUCGUCGACGCAAUCGACAGGAUAUCGAAUCGUGGUGUCCAACUUGCAAGCGAACGUUACGCAAGAGGAUAUCAAGGAGUUAUUCGAAGACGUGGGAGAACUGCUCGUGUCGAGAUUGGUGCGUCCUGGCACGGCGGAAGUAAUCUACAAGACUCUGAAGGAUGCGACUAAGGCAGUUGAGACUUAUCACAAUCGACAGUUGGACGGCCAUCCUAUGAAAUGCCUUCUUGUUAAUCCACGACCGAAAAAUAAUCCGACUGGCCCGGCUGUUCGUUCUCUCACGGAAUCGAGGCGCAGCGUCAGCUCGAGUUAUGUACAGCCGAGUUUAGGAGCGGUGCAUCGCGCGCUAUUCGACGACUCUUAAUCAAGUGCAUCUCUCCGGAUAUAAAUCAAUAUUAAAAAAUAAAAUUUAUGUAUAUGUAAUGGACCUCUUACACGCGAAUACAUACAUACACACAUAUCCACACACUCACACGCAUACAUAUACACAGGUAUAAGUUUAAUUGCUUCAAAGUUUAGAAGCGGAGAAUAUAGGCGAGACACGAAGCGACAGGGAACACGGCUGUUUGCGCUUUUUCGUGCGUGCGCUUAUGCGCCUUCGAAUCCAAAUCUGAAUUGCAAUUAUAUUAAUAAACUUGUACCAUUUAUUAUCACUGUAUAAUGAAAGGCAGAUCUACACGAUCGGCCAACGCUGGAACGCUCGCGUGUUAGAUUUUUAUGAUCUUCCUAGGAAAGAUCUUCUUUACAAUUUUGUGUACUCCUUGAUUGUUCUUUCGUUAUCUCAGACACAUGUAACGUUUACGUUCUUAUCCACAAUACAUUGUAUACAUUUUUAUCGACUAUAUAUAUACGCACUUACUGAACUGUCUGUCGCAUAGAAUGAUGGGAAAACCGCGGCGCGUUCUAGUGUUGCAAUAUAGGAAAAAACUUAUAUUAGUAAAAUGGUCAAAAAAUUAGAUGAACGACAGGUGCAAGUUGCUUCUUGUAUAUUUAAUAUAACGGAAUAAAACGGUAUUCAUUCA